AUGGGGAUCAUCAGAAGACAAUAUUAUCAAACAGCAAAAGAGGUAGUUGUUGUUUUCUACGCUAAGGGAAAGAGUGGUGUUCAUGUUGACUUCUCCGAAGAGAGUGUCGAUGUUUUUAUUCAAUUAUCUGGAGGAGAAGAAACAUAUGUUCGCAAGACCAAAUUGUCUGGAAAGAUAAUCAAGGAGAAAUCCAGAUUUGAAGUAUUCCCAACCAAAAUUGAGAUACAUCUAGCAAAAGAAGAUGAACUCAACUGGUCCUCUCUUGAACAUGAUAAGAAGCCAUCGAUUCUGUCAAUGGGAGUAGUGAAGAUCAUGAGUAAUUAUUGGUCAAUUCAAGAAGCUAGGAAAAAGCAUGGGGAACAACUGAAGCAUACCAAAGAUCAGAUGGGGAAACGUGAUAUUCUCAGUUUUGAUGUGGAGAAGAGAAAACGUGAGCCAGAAGCUAAGGAUGAGACCAUUAAGACUCUUAACGAGGACAUUCAAAUGCUUAGGGAAGAGCUGAAGAAACAUGAGCUCAACUUAAAACGUGAGCAAGAAGCCAAUGUUGAGACCAACAAGAAACUUCAGGAGGAGAUUGAAAAUCUUGGAGAAGAAAUGGAGAAACGUGAAGGUGAAUUGGAAAAGAUAAAAGGUGAGCAAGUCCUCAAGGAUGAGACCAACAAGAAACUUCAGGAGGAGAUUCAAAAUCUUGGGGAAGAAAUGGAGAAACGUGAAGGUGAAUUGGAAAAGAUAAAAGGUGAGCAAGUCCUCAAGGAUGAGACCAUCACGAAACUUAACGAGGAGAUUAAAAAGCUUGGGGAAGAACUGCAGAUGGAGAAACAUGGACUACCAGAAAUCAUGUCUAAUUCAACACUUCAGAAAGCAGUAGAUAGACUACCAGAAUGGUUGAAGAGCAUUAUGGCGCCUAAAGGAGCUGUCACUGGAGCUGAGCUGGGAGUUUAG
Messenger RNA from Microthlaspi erraticum, 942 nucleotides. Lineage: Eukaryota; Viridiplantae; Streptophyta; Magnoliopsida; Brassicales; Brassicaceae. The record is from the annotation of a GenBank genome assembly.